UUUAAUACUCACAAAAUAAGAAAAAAUGACACCAUUACACUUAUAUCAUUGAAACCUUUUCCGAUCGAACAUAUCACUAUAUCUUUAUAAAUAGAACUAAAUGUUCUUUUAACCUUCAUUUAGAACCUAAAGCUCGAAGCUCUUUUCCUUUCCUUGAAUGGAGACAGGAAAAGCGCAGUUAUCGGUCAUCAAGGCAUGGAAGGAAGAGAAGAUAACAAAGGUCACUAGCAAGACUCAGAAGAGGCUCCAUGAGAUUUCAGGAUGGGAGAAUAAGAAAACAAGAAAGAUCGAAUCUCAACUCGCUAGUGUCCAACGGAAGAUGGAUAGUGAGAAAAUGGAGGAAACAGAGAAACUGAGGAGCAAGAAAGCAGCAGUUCAUGCAAAAGCACAAGAGAAGAAAGCGAAGGUUCAAACUAGACGCGCUCAAGAGAUUCUCCAUGCCGAAGAAGAAGCUGCUAGGCUUCAAGCCACUGGACAGAUUCCCAACAAGUCAUCUUGCGGCUGCUUCUGAUAUAACUGUGUUACAUAUUACUACGACCCAUCUUCCCCACUCCUAUGUCAUACUUGUAUAAUUUAUGUGUGAUUUUGCUUGUGUUUUUCAUGGAGAGUGCUAAAAUAAUUGUCCACAUAACACACACAUGUGUACGAAACGAUGCAAAGACUUAUUAUUGAAGUUGAAAAGCUGAAAACAGGAUAUUAAAGACU
Molecule: messenger RNA, 705 nt
Organism: Brassica napus (rape)
Lineage: Eukaryota; Viridiplantae; Streptophyta; Magnoliopsida; Brassicales; Brassicaceae
Product: remorin
Exons: 4
Coding region: 158-511 (117 amino acids)
Source: RefSeq, a predicted model, not a curated record